Molecule: messenger RNA, 1430 nt
Organism: Phlebotomus papatasi
Lineage: Eukaryota; Metazoa; Arthropoda; Insecta; Diptera; Psychodidae
Exons: 2
Coding region: 493-1014 (173 amino acids)
Source: RefSeq, a predicted model, not a curated record
UUCUGUUGUAUGAUUUUUAAUAUUUUUUGAAAAAAACAAAAAUAAUUUAAUUAAACAAAUUGGCAUCCCAAAAUAGACACAAAAGCCCAUGGCUUGAGUCAUGAGGAAGAAAGCAAAAAAAAAUAAAUCAUAAACUAAUUAACAAACCACCUCCGAGAAGCGCGUGUACUUUCCACUGUGAGAUAUACCAGUGCGAAAACAUACUUAUCACCCUUUUAAGCUCAAUUUAUGAAGAACUUCAAGAGCAGCAAUUUGCAGAAUUUUUGUCACCAAUAGUUAUAUAGCUGAGUAAAUGUAUUGGGAUGCUGGAUGGUAAAAAAAAAGUGUGAAAAUCCACUGGAAUUUGUUGCUCACGAAAAGCUGUAUAAAAGAUGCUGAACCAAGUUCAUCCUGAACAGUUGAAGACUUGGCGGCACAACGGAAGGAUCCCAGAAAAAGUCUCGUGCUUAGAGCCAUUGAAGAGAGAAAAAAAUAAACGUGAAUUUUUGAAGAAUGGAGCAAUCGCAUAUUAAAAUGCUGUCUUUACUACAUCUAAUAACAUUUUUGGUCGUCUGCCAUGGGGCUCCACAGAGUCUCCCAGCUGAAUUGACACCUGAAUUCUUUCCAGUAGCUGAAUCACCCCUCAAAAAGCCUGUCCAUUCUGCAGAAUAUGUUGAUUUUAUUAACAAACUCUAUGGACAUGAUACAUCAAAAAAACCACUAACUCUUGACACGUUGCCUGUAAAUCCCUUGCGGGAGCUUCCUGAAGAAGACUUUGAAGAUCAUGCAAGAGACAAGAGAGCCAUCAUCUUUAGGCCUCUCUUCGUCUACCGGCAGCAACAGGUGAGGCGGCAGAAGCUGAAAGAGAAGCGGAAGCAGCAGCAACCACAGAAAUCAUCAUCAUCAUCUAAGCCUUCAGUAAUAGUUCCUGCCAACACAAGUCACUUCAUUGUCCACAACAAUAAACUCUAUCAACAGUACAAUCCCUACUAUGCUCCCUAUCAGUACGGACAGAGGUACCCGUACCAGAAAUGAUCCACUCAAGGCAGUGAACCAAAAAAAAGAGGAAUUUUUACCCCAAAAGUCAUGAGAUAAAUCCACCAAAAGGAGACCAAAACUCCAAAUCUCCUAAGGAGACCAAGUUCAAAGUCACUGGAACAAGUCAUUUUGAAAUUUAAUGCCGUUUUAUCACAUCUCAAUGCUAAUCACUUUAACAUUGGACUCAAGAGUUGUUGAUGACAAAAAAAAUCGUUGUGAUGCAACUCAUGUUGCUCUUUAGUUAUGAUCUCCAUUCAUUUUUUGAUGAAUGUGUUGAUAGUCUCCUUAUUAUUUCCCUGAAAAUUCUAUUUAAUUAGUCUAUAGUUCAUGCAUUUUUUUGUAAUUAUUAUUUAAUUGUAGUAAGAGAUUAAGAAAUGUAUUUAAAUAAAUUUUAAUGAUUACGAGUACAGAAA